Melozone crissalis (California towhee) is the source of this 3349-nucleotide messenger RNA. RefSeq names its product thiamine transporter 2-like. Lineage: Eukaryota; Metazoa; Chordata; Aves; Passeriformes; Passerellidae. Gene Ontology annotation, biological process: vitamin transport; transmembrane transport. Gene Ontology annotation, cellular component: plasma membrane. The record is from RefSeq and is a predicted model, not a curated record. The coding region runs from base 1002 to 2426 and encodes 474 amino acids. The transcript has 6 exons. Gene Ontology annotation, molecular function: thiamine transmembrane transporter activity.
CUUCCCUUCCCAAGGUCCUUUCCCUGCCUCAAAGCCCUUGGCCAGGGAGGAAGACGAAGGGCAGAGGCAGGUCCAGCUCUCCUGAGCAUUUCCUGCCUGCUUGCACCAAUUUCAGCCCUGAGGGAACCUCCCAUACCUGCAGGACCAGACCAGGCUCUGUCAAGCUCCCAAAGGGCCUCUCCUGCCAGGGCCUCAGCUUCUGUUCCCAGGGUCAACACACGUCCUACCAACAGGUUUCAGGGUGAACUCCAGCCUCUGAUGAACCUUGGAAGAUGCAGGCAGUACAGUCUAAAAAAAAAUGGGUAAAGGAAAGCAAAGCAGCAGCAUUCCUCUGAAACAAGCCUGGUAAUUUUUUAGCUAAGAACCUAGAUUUAGCAGUUGAAUUUAAUCCCUUUGUCCUUAAAUGACAGAUCUGUUCCUAUACAGAAGUAGUUCCAGGCCAACUAACAGUAGGAAGCAUUUGCUGUCCCACCUCCCAUAGCCCCAGCAGAGCCAGGACAGUCAGAGAUGCCCCAUGAGCCCAGAGGCCUCUGUGCUGUGCACGGGACAGGGACAGUUAGUCCAAAUUGUAAAACUGGUUAUCUGUCUUUCCAUAAAUCAGAGCCCAGAGCUUUUAAUGGUAUUUAUUAACAGAAAGAAUGCAAUCAUUGCUUUCUUGUCACAACAGGUCUUAUUAAUCAUUAGCUACACUAAGUCUUAUAGUUUUAUCUUAAAAAUAGAACUCAGUUUGCUGACAAAACCCAUAAAGAACACUUUCCCUACAAUCUUCAUGGACAAGUUCUACAAGAAAGAACAACUAUGACAAGCUGUUAUUAUUAUUUAAAUUCUGAUAACAUUUUCAAGUUUAGAAAUAACUUCUUGGAAAAAGUUACAGAAAUAUCUGACUACCACAAGCUUAAAAGGGUGGUUUCUCACUUCUCUGCAAGACAAAGUCAUCCUAGGAAGAACUGCAGCUGAAUCCACAGGAAAUUCUCCACAGCUAGAGCCUUGACAGGUAGAUUAUGGAUUGCUGGAAGGGAGCCGUAAGCCACAGCUGGAUUUAUCCCACAGUGAUCAUCUGUGCAAAUGGAUUUUUCACCACAAUGAGGCCAUCAGAAUCUUUUCUCACCCCCUAUCUAACAGGACCAGACAAAAACCUAACAGCUGAAGAGGUUACCAACCAGAUUUUUCCAGUCUGGACAUACUCCUACCUGGCUCUCCUUUUCCCAGUGUUCCUGCUCACAGACUACGUGCGCUACAAGCCCGUCCUCCUCCUGCAGGGCCUCAGCCUCAUCGUCACGUGGCUGCUGCUGCUCUUUGCACAUGGAGUGGUGGCCAUGCAGCUGGUGGAAUUCUUCUACGGCAUGGUCACAGCCACCGAGGUGGCCUAUUACGCCUACAUCUACAGCGUGGUCAGCAGCCAACACUACCAGAGGGUCACCAGCUACUGCAGGAGCGUCACUCUGGUGGCAGCCACCGUGGCCGCCGUGCUGGGACAGCUGCUGGUGUCCUUAGCAGGCGUCUCCUACUUCCACCUCAACGCCGUCAGCUUGGCUUCCGUGUGCCUGGCGUUCGUGUGCGCGCUGUUCCUGCCCACGCCCCAGAGGAGCAUGUUCUUCCACAGGAAAGAUGGCCCUGAGCCUGUGCCAGGGCCUGGCAAAGGGCUGGCCGUGGGCACUGCCCCCAGGCCCCAGAGCUGCCAAGAGGAAAGGAGCCCUGAUGCUGCUGCCGGGGCCCCGAGCCCCCAGCCCCAGGCCGGCAGGGCCGGGCCCCGCAGGCACCUGCUGGGCGUGCUGCUGCAGCUGGGCAGGGACCUGAGGCGCUGCUACGGCUCCCGCAAGCUCCUCUGCUGGUCCCUGUGGUGGGCUCUGGCCACGGCCGGCUUCAACCAGGUGGUGAAUUAUGUGCAGGUGCUGUGGGACUUGCGAGCCCCCUCACACAGCUCCGCAGUGUACAAUGGAGCUGUGGAAGCCAUAGCAACCUUUUUGGGUUCAGCAACAUCCAUGGCAGUUGGAUAUGUCAAAGUAAACUGGGAUCUCUCUGGAGAACUGGCUUUGGGAAUUUUCUCUGCACUGGAUAGUGGUUCUCUGCUUCUUAUGCACUUCACUGACAACAUCUGGGCAUGUUAUGCUGGUUACCUUGCAUUUAAAGCUUGCUAUAUGCUUCUUAUAACAAUAGCCACGUUUCAGAUUGCGAUCAACCUCAGCGUGGAGCGUUAUGCUUUGAUGUUUGGCUUCAACAACUUUGUUGCACUGGUGAUUCAGACAAUUUUAACUGUUGUUGUAGUAGAUUCAGGAGGUCUGGGACUGGAUAUCAACACUCAGUUUCUCAUUUAUGGCAGCUACUUCGCAGUCAUAACUGGAAUUUUCCUGAUCAGAAGCGUGUACACCAUAAUUUCCAUCAAAUGCAGAAAUCCAAGUGUGGCUGCUGAAAGCACUGCCCCUUAACAACCAAGACAAAAGCAAUGGUUACAAGCAACAAUGCAGAAGGCUCCGUCAUCUGGACAAGAAAGCAAGAGAAAUAUAACAUUCAAUCAAGGAAAACUGGUCCAGGUUGAAGCAAGCUGUUUAUGAGCCUACUGCACAGAGAGCUUUGUCAACAGGAUGAUGCAUUUGCUCCAUUUUCUUCACCAAAAGUUUAAUACAAACAUUCCUCAAACAGUCUUCUAAUUCAAGUUUAGUGAUCUGACAUACAAAUUUCUAUUAAGGCUCAGUGAGCACAAGGACAUACAAAUGCCUGAACCUCACACCAGAGGAACUCACAGAACAACCCUGGACUUUGCCUUCUACUGAGUAUUUCAAUUUAAGGCAAUUUAUUCACUGACAGAAGACCAUCAGACAUGCCCAGGCAAUCUAAAGCAGUUGAACCAUACAAUGACUUGUCAGAUAAUUUGUCACAGAAGCCUUUGGAAAACUUCAAGGCUUUUUCAACUGGACAUCACAUCUGCCUUACAGAGCUCAGGAUGGUCCUGCAAGUGUAGCAUCUUCUUACACUUGUAACAGCAAAUGUUUAGGACUGAAGUCUAAUUAAGAGGUCUCCAUAUUAACUUCUGUAUAACAGGCCUAGAGUUAUCAAGUGAAGUGCUUUGAUGCUAAAACACAAAAAUACAGCUUUUAGGCAACUAUGCUAUUUGCAUGAACAAUUAAGGGAAUAACUGCAGAGAUCUCCAUGAUAAAAAACAUUUAAAAUCAGGGGUGAAAAAUUAAUUUUGUAAAUAAAGCUAUUUUAAAACCUAAACAACUAAACACCAAUGGUGCCAGUUAAUGCUCAAUGUACAGAAGACUCAAAACAACACAAGAUCUUCAGCUUAUCUGGAAUUUGACAAAACCAAAAUCCGUGAACACAGACUAAAGAGGUGUGCUUGUGUGUA